Molecule: messenger RNA, 3156 nt
Organism: Rhizoctonia solani
Lineage: Eukaryota; Fungi; Basidiomycota; Agaricomycetes; Cantharellales; Ceratobasidiaceae
Product: Retrotransposable element Tf2 protein
Exons: 4
Coding region: 1-3156 (1051 amino acids)
Biological process (GO): DNA integration
Molecular function (GO): nucleic acid binding
Source: RefSeq, a predicted model, not a curated record
AUGUCUGAGUUUGUAAACAUUGCUAUGGACUCGAAUAAAAAACCACUCCUCUUUCUAGACAUGAUACUGCAAGACUUUCCAACGGAACCCAUAAAAACCCUGGUGGAUUCAGGAGCCACUUCCAAUUUCAUAUCCCCUUCCCUAGUAGAAAAACUUAAAAUACCAAAAACCCAACUCAAAAAUCCACAAGUUGUGAGAAUGCUAGAUGGUACAAUAUCCCAGACUGGUCGCAUAUGGCACCAGGUACAACUCGCGGUUUUGGCCAAUGGCCACCCACAUACCAUUCCCUUCCUGGUCUGUCCCAUUGGAAACACUCCGGCAAUACUUGGCAUGACAUGGUUAACUCAGGAGUCACCUCUUAUUGACUGGUCCCAAGGCACCAUCACAUUCCCUGACCAAGCCCAAAUAGCCUCAGAAGAAGAAGCAGAUCCCAACCCAUUAGCCGACCUGCCCACGGAAUACCAUGAGUUUGCUAAAGUCUUUGGCAAAGAGGAAUUUAAGGUCCUCCCCCCACACAGGGAGUAUGAUAUUGCCAUUGACCUAAUUCCCGACGCCAAACUCACUCCUGGACCCAUCUACGGCAUGACGGACGCAGAAUCCAAGGCGCUUAAACUACAUAUUGAGGAGGAAUUAGCAACGGGCAAGAUCCGCCCCAGCACUUCCUCCGCAGGCGCCCCUGUAAUGUUUGUUAAGAAGGCGGAUGGAUCCCUGAGGCUCGUAGUAGACUAUCGAAAACUCAACGAUGUCACCCAUAAGAACGUCUACCCUCUUCCCAGGCAAGAUGACUUAAUGGCCAAGCUUAGGAAUGCAAAACUGUUUACCAAACUGGAUCUACGAUGGGGUUACAACAACGUCAGGAUUAGAGAAGGAGAUGAAUGGAAAACGGCAUUCAGAACCAAAUACGGGCUAUUCGAAUACCUGGUAAUGCCAUUUGGCCUCACCAACGCCCCUGCCGCCUUCCAGCAUUUCAUGAAUGACUUGUUUAGGGACCUCAUCGACGUCACCGUGGUGAUAUACUUGGAUGAUAUUUUGAUCUUCUCUGAAAACCCCAAAGAACACCCAUCUCAUGUCAGGGAAGUCCUGUCCUGGCUAUUGAAGAAUCAACUAUUCUGCAAACUAUCCAAGUGCCACUUCCACGUCACCACGGUAGAUUACCUUGGUAUUGUUAUCUCCCCCGCCGGCUUCUCCAUGGACCAGAAGAAGAUCGAAGCCGUUACUACGUGGCCCACACCUAAGACGGUCAAACAGGUCCAGGCCUUCUUAGGGUUUGUUAAUUACCUUCAACGGUUCAUCCCCAAUUUCAGUACGGUAGCACGCCCCCUCCAUAAUCUCACAAAGAAGGAAUCCCCUUGGUCAUGGGGAAAUUCAGAGGAAACUGCGUUCAAGGAAUUAAAGGCAUUGGUCACUCAAUCCCCGGUCCUGAUCCACUCCAAUCCCGAGCUCCCCUACUACCUGGAAACAGACGCUUCGGGAGUAGCGAUGGGCGCCAUCUUGAGUCAAAGAGGUCCAGAUAACCGGCUGCAUCCCAUUGCCUAUAUGUCCAAGUCCUUCUCAGGAGCAGAAGCCAAUUACAACACCCACGAUAAGGAGCUCCUGGCCAUCAUCAAAGCGCUAGAGGAAUGGAGGAUAUUCUUGGAAGCAACGGACAAACCGGUACAGGUCUUCACGGAUCAUAGGAAUCUGGAGUAUUGGAUGCAGGCACAAACAUUUAACCGGAGGCAUGCCCAAUGGCGCAUAUUCCUGAGCAAUUUCAACUUUGAGAUCCACUAUCGCCCAGGAAAGCAAUCAGGGAAACCAGACGCCCUGUCCAGACGAUUGGACUACGUUGAUACAUCACCAGAACCAGAGGUAAUGCUCCCCGCAGAGGUCUUUGCCAAUACAUCAGAAGAGGAACUGGAAAUUGUCACAGAAAUACGCUCCAAGCUAAGGGAAGAUCCAUCCCUUGAGCCUAUCAUCCAAUUCCUAACUGAAGACGCGGAUAACGCUCCCCCCUCCAUUCGGAAGGCUUACAGAGACUACGACUGGGAGGAAGACCUACUAUGGUAUCGAGGGAAACUUGUGGUUCCGGACUCAGAAGCCCUGAAGGAACGAUUACUCAGGGAAUUCCAUGACUCCCCACUAGCGGGUCACCCAGGCCAACAAAGGACCCUGGAGCUCUUGAGCCGCAACUACUGGUGGCCGGGAAUGAAGUCAUCCGCCAAGAAUGGCCCUAAAACCCUUAGAAAAGGACAUGAUGCAAUCCUGGUAGUCAUUGAUUCGUUCUCCAAAUUAGGCCACUUCAUCCCUACCUCGAAAAAGGUUUCAGCAAAGGGCUUGGCUGAUCUCUUUGUCUCCCACAUCUGGAAACUUCAUGGGCUCCCCGUCAAAACUAUAUCAGAUCAAGGGACUACAUUCACAGGGAAAUUCCUUAGGGCCCUCUACCAACGAUUAGGGAUUAAACCUUCCUUCUCCUUGGCCUACCACCCUGAAUCAGACGGCCAGACGGAACGUGUCAACCAAUUUAUCAAGUUCUACCUAAGGUCUUAUGUAGCAGCAGAUCAUUCAGAUUGGGUUAAGUGGUUACCACUUGCGGAGUAUGCCUAUAACAACGCCAAGCAUUCAGCUACUGGAAAAACCCCAUACCCUAGCCAGGAAUGGAAGGAAGCCGAAGCAGCCCUUAGAAUGAGCAAGGAACGGAUGACAAGGGAUAAAGGAACAGUCCCGGAAUAUUCAAUAGGGGAAAAAGUCUGGUUAGAUGGAAAAAACGUAGAACUUAGGACAAAUUCCAACAAGUUAGACCCCAAGUGCCUAGGCCCCUUUGAGGUAUUAGAGAAGGUAUCCAGUCACACGUACCGCCUCAAACUGCCGGAAACCCUAAAAAUCCACAACGUAUUCUAUGUGGGUUUGUUAUCCAGGGUACACAUAUCCCCAAGUCAACCAUUUCCAGAAAAACCCCCUCCUGAAACAAUAGAAGGGGAAGAAGAGUAUGAGGUGGAACAAAUUAUCGAUUCCAAAAGACAACGGGGAAAAUGGUUCUACCUAAUCAAAUGGAAGGGUUAUGGCCCGGAAGACAAUUCCUGGGAACCAGAAGAACUCCUAGAGCACAGCCAAGAGGAAAUCCAACGAUUCAACAAGUCACAACUGAAAAAGGCUCGUGACUCCGCCAAGAGCCUUUAA